This is a messenger RNA of Leptopilina heterotoma, 1756 nucleotides long. RefSeq lists its product as uncharacterized. The transcript has 7 exons. The coding region runs from base 57 to 1469 and encodes 470 amino acids. The record is from RefSeq and is a predicted model, not a curated record. NCBI's taxonomy places the organism in Eukaryota, Metazoa, Arthropoda, Insecta, Hymenoptera, Figitidae.
GAUGUCGAUGCGCCGCCGGUGGCCGGUUUCGGGGGUUGACUCGCGCCGUGGGGGCGAUGAGCGUACUUCUCUUUGCCCUGAGACUGACCUGCUGCUGUUUCCUGGCUUGCAUCGUCUUCCACCCAUCCUGCGGCCUGCCGGAUCAGGAGCAGGUCCAUUAUCUACAGCAUCAUCAUCGACGCAUUAUCAAUAAUAAUGGGAAUAAUGACGCCUCAUCAUUAUUGUCGGGGAUCCUGGCCGACGUUAAUGUCUAUGAAAACAACAAUGACGAUCAUGACGACGAUGACGAGGUCGAUGAGAAUAUCCUCACAGGAAACAUUACGGCAGAAAACGGCAAAUACUUGGGCUCGCCAUGUAACGUCACAUGCAAUCCAUUAUUACAACACGUUUUCUGCGACUCCAUCACUCACAGGUGUGAGUGCGAGAAACUUUACCCAGUGCGCCUCGGGCCAAGCAAGGGUUGUGCCAAACCGAAGAAACUCGGCGAACAAUGUUUCUAUCGAGCAAGCUGUACAUUCGCUGAUCAGCACUCGACAUGUACACAAGUUCAACACAAUGCAGUGUGCGAUUGUGAGGAAGGGUAUCAUAGGGUCGCGUUGUCAAGACCUAACAAGAAAGUAUUCUGCGCUGAAGACUUGGUGCUGAUAAAAACGGACUUCCCGACACUACUCGGAAUUGCAGCAGGCCUAGCAGUAUUUACAUUUUUAAUAUGCUUUGUACUGAAAUUAUUCAGUUCAACGAGAUACACAAGGCCGAGACAUUUCGCCAAUGCGAAUCAUGCGCCACCAAUGCUUUUUUCCAGUGAUACAGGCGAUGCACUUCAUGGUGAGCGACCCUCGUCCCAAUCGAGUCAGAGAAGCAGCGGUGGAACAUUAAAUUUCACGAGGAGGCCGAGCAGUGCAGGAAGUCGUGGUCCAUUGGUGCCGGCGUCGAGAGCAGGUGCGGCACGUGCCGCCGCCAUCUUGCUGAUUUCGUGUCAUCGGCCGACGACAAAGGGCGGCAACAAUAAACAUCGUCGGGCCCUUAGUGACGUUGCUGAGGGAUCGUCAGACGGCCUCGGUUCACGUCGACCGAGUUUAGCUUCACUUCACAGUACGGGUUCUUCGGCAAGAAGUUUUAGUGCUCGACGACUUGAAAGAGAGAGAAAUGAAAAGGAGCAGAGACAGGCUAUUCAAGAAUUAAGAUUAACGAAACAAAGGGAACAACAACAGCAACAACAACAACAACAAAUCGCUCCAACACCAAGUCCAAGAACUCCACAUUCAACUGACGAACUAUUGCCAUCAGUCGAAGAAGGAAAGGAAUUAUUUUACAAUGAGCAGAUACCAACGACUUCCGGCACUUCAGGUACAGCAAGUACAACAACAAGAACGGCCAGUAUUGCGGUAAGAGAAAUUACAUCUGCCACUAUUCCACCGCUGUUCGAUAAUGAGGUCGCAAUUUGCAUGUCAAAUGACAUCUUUCAAUGAUGAUUAGAAAAAAAAGCCUAUCGAUAAAAAACGAAUCGAAAAUUUUUUAGGUAGCUUUUUCAAUGAAAAUAAGGUAUAAAAAGUUGCCUAGUGACAGGACAUUAUAAAAAUAAAUAUAAUAUUAUAUAUAUAGAUAAUAAAAAGAAAUAAAAAAUUCGAUGCAGUAUAAAUAUAAUAUAAUGUGCAUUUCGUAUAAUUAAUGGGCAAUAGUAUUAAAAUAACUUUAUAUUGUUAUGUAUGAAGGCUCAGCUGCAAAUUAUUUGUUUUUCUUAUUAUUACUCCAGUUG